Messenger RNA from Chara braunii, 3090 nucleotides. Lineage: Eukaryota; Viridiplantae; Streptophyta; Charophyceae; Charales; Characeae. The record is from the annotation of a GenBank genome assembly.
GAGUCAAUAGGUUUGUCAGUCAGGGGUUAGAGUCUACGUGGUGAGGUUUGGAACCGUUAAUCCGGUUGUGCACUGACACCAUGGUUGAGACCCGUAGUGGGAAGAACACUAGCCCAUACACCCAGGAGCAGCAAGAGAAAAUGGCCGCCCUAGUGAGAGAAAACAAAGAGAGGAAGAAGCUCGAGAAGCAAGCGAAGCUAAAGGCAAUCGCAGAGGAGCAGGCGGCAAAGAUGAAGAAGUUGGAGGAGGAGAUGAAGAGAGUUCAGCAGGAGGAGGAAGAGAGGAGAAAGGCUGCUGAAGAAGAAGCAGCAGAAGAAGAAGCAAAAGAGAGGAUACGUAUUGAGAGUGGAGAAGGGAGUAGUGGCACGAAAAAGGAUGAAGACGCUGAGAUCAAGAGGAAGAUAAGUGAGUGGGAUGAGAGAGAUGCGUUAACCAGGGAGCUAAUGGCAAUGGAGGACACCAUGGAACGGCGAGAAAGAGAAGAGCAGAAGUUGGAAUGGAAAUUGAGAAUGAAGAGGGAGAAGAAGAGAAGGAGGGAGGAAGCCACUAGGCUGACCGCAGAGGUGGCAAAGGUGAGGGACUGUAGGCAGGAAGUGGAGGCCCAGGCAGACGACAAGGCCAAAUGGGAUAAGGUGUUGAAGUACCUGGAGGUGCUGAGCGCAGCGUGGAUGGAGGAGCGCCAAGCCAGUUGGGGUCAAGAGGUAGCCUUGAGUGCCAUGCAGUCGGGGUUUAGGGACUUUGCGCGCGAUAUGGUUACCCACGUUGGGGGAGAAGUUUGGAAGUUGAGAGACAACGUGGGAAAGUUCUGCAAAGGUGCCAUUGAAGGUGCCAAAGCGAUAGACGCUGUAGAGAGCGAGACCAGACCCCGUACAGAGCCCGUAAAGCUCAAGUUCUCAGAUGCAUACGUCUCCCACUUGUCUUGCCCGUGCCUAGCUAGCUGUCCAGAGACCGCUUGUGUUAGCGUCUCUCUAGGCACGUCCCUCACAGGCAUGGCAGAUGAGCUGAAGGAGAGGAUGCCAGCCUGGGCCAAAAUGAAGAAGGAGAGCAAGGGACAGCUGAUCUUGGUAGAUGUAGAAGUGUUUAGAAGCAGAGUAGGGGCCCUUAUAGACUCAGGGGCUACCCGUAGUUAUAUUAGCCGUAGAGCGCUGAAGAAGCUGAGGCUAGGAUUGAAAGUCCAAAAGUUAGCAGACCCUAUAGUCAGUGUCCUCGCAGACAACCGCACAAUGCGUGUUGAGGACUACGUAGAGGGAGUCCAGGCAUACUUUCGCCUAGAGAAGGACGGGAAGGUGGAGAAAGUUCUCCAUUCCCUGACUCUCCUCGUGCAAGAUGACCUUCCUUUCGAUGUAGUGUUAGGAAUGGAUUGGGGAGAGGCAGCAGGGGCCACACUCCACUUGAGAGAGCAUGAGCGUAGGCUCCCUAGUCCAUCAGGCGAGGUUAAGACUGCCCGCCUGUUUCAUGUGUCAGGUGUAGAUAAUACCUUGGCACAUUGCUGUCUCAAUGCUCCCGCGUUCGCGCGGUUAGUAAAGAAGGAGGGAUUAGAGGAACAGGUCUUUGUAGUUUAUGUUAGACCUGUCACUGAGGCUAAGGAAGAGGUGACUUCCACAGAUCCAACCAUUGCCAAGCUGCUGGAGGAGUUUAAAGACUUGACUGAGUCGCCGACAGGAGUAGUGCCGCGACCCAUCCAGCACAGGAUAGAGAUAGAGCCUGGCAGUAGAACUCCUAAGGGAGCAGUCUCUCGGAUGUCCCCUAGAGAGUUACAGAAGCAGUUGGACGAGCUCCUUGAGAAAGGUUGGAUCAGGCCCAGUUCGUCUCCUUUUGGAGCACCAGUGUUGUUUGUCCCCAAGAAGGAAGGACAGUUUCGUAUGUGUAUAGACUAUAGGGGUUUGAAUGCGAUUAUUGUGAAGAAUGCUGGGCCGCUGCCCAGGAUAGACGAUCUUCUAGAUCGGGUCUUGGAAAAGCUACGAGAGGCUAACUUCAAGAUCAACACAAAGAAGUGUGAGUGGGCCAAGACACAAGUCUUGUACUUGGGCCACCUAUUGGAUGGAGACGACAUUAAGCCAGAGGACAGCAAGAUCACGACGAUUAGAGACUGGCCGACGCCCUGCACAUUGACAGAGUUGCGGUCGUUCUUAGGUCUAGCUAACUACUAUAGAAAGUUCAUGAGGAACUUCUCUACUAUCGCCACUCCCUUGCGCAAGUUGCUUAAGAAAGAGGCAAUCUGGCAAUGGGACAAAGACUGUACAUCUGCGCUAAAAAAGUUAAAACGCGCACUGAUAGAGUACCCUGUCCUCAAAGUAGCCGAUCCAUCUUUGCCAUUUGUCGUCACCACGGACGCAAGUCAGUAUGGGAUAGGCGCCGUGUUGCAGCAAGACGACGGCAAUGGCUAUAGACCCGUAGAGUUCAUGCCAGCGAGGAUGCCCUCAGAGAAGGUAGCCACCUCGACGUACGAGAGAGAACUCUACGCUCUCAGGCAGGCACAAGAGCACUGGAAGCAUUACCUGCUUGGGAGGCACUUCAAAGUGUAUUCUGACCAUGAGACGCUUCGUUGGUUAAAGACUCAGAUGACACCUAAGCUAACUAGGUGGGCCGCUGAAAUAGACCAGUAUGACUUUGAGCUCAAGCCAGUGAAGGGCAAGUACAACGUAGUUGUUGAUGCUCUGAGUAGAAGAUUAGACUACUUUGGAGCCAUAGUACACUAUCUGGAUAUAGGGAGAGACCUGCAGGAGGAAGUAAGGCAAGCGUAUGCACAGGACCCUAUCUAUAGUGACCUCCUCAAGAGGGUUAAGGAGGCCCCAGAGACCGAACCACACUACCGCACUACAGAAGGAUUGCUGUUUGAGAAGACAUAUGUAUUCGACCGCCAAUGCGUUCCCAAUAGUGAGGAAAUCCGCAGUGUGAUCCUAGGGGAAUGCCAUGACACAGAGGGAUACUUCGGUUGGCAGAAGACAUUAGCCAAUCUGAUGCGUGCGUACACCUGGCCAGGGAUGAAGAAUGACUACAUAGAGUAUGUUCGCAGUUGCAAAGUUUGCUAGAGAAAUAAGACUACUACAUGCGCGCCCCUACGUCUUCUCAAACCGCUGCCUAUUCCUG